This is a messenger RNA of Lathyrus sativus (Indian pea), 276 nucleotides long. NCBI's taxonomy places the organism in Eukaryota, Viridiplantae, Streptophyta, Magnoliopsida, Fabales, Fabaceae. The record is from the annotation of a GenBank genome assembly.
AUGAAGAAGAGUUCUAAGGUGGCAGAUGAGAACAUGUAUGAAGGAGGAGAAAGGGGGGUUGAAGUAGCAAUAUUUGGAGGUGAAAGAGGAAGAAGACAACAUGGGUGGAGUGUUAUUUUUGCUAUUCUUCAAGCUCCAAUUUCUAUACUAUCAUGUGUUUCUAAUCCUCGAGUUAAUGGUUCUGAUGGCGUUUGGACUUCUGGUGAAUUUGCACAAAUUUCUGAGAUCAAUCAUAUUAUGGUAAAUGAUAGUAUGAGAUAUGCAAUUUUGAUGUAG